This is a messenger RNA of Macadamia integrifolia, 1874 nucleotides long. Its product is annotated as rhodanese-like domain-containing protein 4, chloroplastic. The transcript is spliced from 4 exons. Lineage: Eukaryota; Viridiplantae; Streptophyta; Magnoliopsida; Proteales; Proteaceae. The coding region runs from base 118 to 1461 and encodes 447 amino acids. The record is from RefSeq and is a predicted model, not a curated record.
UUUGAGCAACCAUGGCUAAGGAGAGGAGCCGGAUCCUUUGGUAAGACGGUUUAAAUAAUUGUUCGGAUUUGGAAGAUCUUAUUAUCUUAUCCUCGCCGGUCCUUUACAGUCUCACUCAUGGCGUCUCCUAUUGCAAUUAGCCUUUCAUCUCACUCACUGAUCCAAAACGAAUUGAAAACCUGCAAAUCCACAUUCAAAGCCACUUAUUGUCUUCAAAAUUUCCGAUUUGAGUGUCUUCGAGCUACCAAAUCUUCUUCUCAGGCCUCCCUUCACCAUUUGAACAACAACCUUUUCCCCACUGAAACCGCUCACCAAUGUAGAAAUUGCUUCAUUUCUCACGAAGCAACUCUACUCUGGGCUAGCUCUCCACAAGAGCAGAUUCCAGACUUCCAGGCUCUUCCAACCUCGCGACUAAACCAGCUUCCCAUAAGGAAAGCCAAUUCUUUUGGGGAAACAUUGAUUAUCCAUCACCCAAAUUGUUCAAAGAACCGACUCCCAAUUGACAGGACAGUUUCUUUUCUGAAAAAUAUGUCUACCCAUUUCUCAGGUUUUCUAGGAGACCUUUUGGUUUUCGAAAUGGCUUCCUUUCUAAAAUGUUUUCUAAAACUCCACCUCUUCCUUGUGCUACUGGGCUUCUCUGCUCCAUUCCCCUGCUUUGCCACUGAAGAAACCAUUCGAAAUGAGGAGCUCCCGGGUAAAAUCAGUCUGGAGUCGGUUCUAAUUGCAAUUGAUGAUUUUUUCAACAGGAAUCCAUUUUUUGUCGCUGGAGUUACUUUCGUUUGGCUUGUUGUGAUUCCUCUAACCCAAGGAUACCUGAAGAAAUACAAGUUUAUCUCUGCGAUUGAUGCAUUUAGGAAGCUCCGGGACAGCCCAAACGCCCAACUUUUGGAUAUUAGGGACAAACGGAGUUUGCUAUACGUCGGUUCUCCCAAUUUGAAGGUUUUUAAGAAGAGGGCAGUCCAGUUUCAGUUCUCUGAAGGAAAAGAAGAGCAUUUUGUGCAGGAGGUAUUGAGGAGCUUUAAGGAUCCACAGAAUACCACUCUCUGCGUUCUUGACAACUUUGGUGGUAAUUCCAUGCAAGUAGCUGAGUUAUUAUUUAAGAAUGGGUUCAAAGAGGCUUAUGCAAUCAAAGGCGGGCUUCAAGGAAAGGACGGGUGGCAGGAAAUACAAGAAUCCCUUUUGCCACCAGCUGUUCAUGUAUUCCCGAAGAAGGGUAAAUCAUCAAAGCAACUUGAGGUAAAUGGGGUUCUCAACAAACUGACCGAUGAGAAUGGCCAAGAAGAACCCUCUUUUCCAACUGUUCAUACAGGAGGAGUCAAAGUGGUGGCAACUGAACAAAGAAAGACGAGGGUAUCCUAUCCGCCGACAAAUCUUGGCUCUGGAAGGCCGUUAUCUCCCUAUCCAAAUUACCCAGAUAUGAAACCACCUUCUUCCCCAACUCCAUCGAAGCCUUCAAGUUGAAUAAUCUGUUGAACCAUUGCAUGACAUUGGCAUAUCUGGAAGAACUUCUCCUGGACCAUGUUGAGGGUGAAAUUUUAUUUUUCAAUUCUCUUCAUUUGGUUUUUAUUUCUAAGUUAUGGUUUAUUCAUUUAACUUUUAUAUUUGCAUUUUCUUCUUUAAGGAUUACAGAAGAUGUGAGGAGGGAUGUGAGAUUAGUUCUCUACUUAUUUCAGGAAUGUUAAAGGUACUCUCUCCAUUGCUCAGUGAUCAUGAAAACCCCUUGGCCUUAAAACUUCAACAUGGGAGUCUGUAUUACUAUGAUCAACCAUGGGGGAAUGGUAGGGGUUUUGUUUUUCUGUUAGCAUGUUGCAGGAACCAUGUCGUCAUUAUCAAUUAUUUUGAAUCUCCAACACGAAACCUGUUAAAAUACGUCA